Gambusia affinis (western mosquitofish) is the source of this 1786-nucleotide messenger RNA. RefSeq names its product sodium/potassium transporting ATPase interacting 5 (gene nkain5). The coding region runs from base 403 to 942 and encodes 179 amino acids. The record is from RefSeq and is a predicted model, not a curated record. NCBI's taxonomy places the organism in Eukaryota, Metazoa, Chordata, Actinopteri, Cyprinodontiformes, Poeciliidae. The transcript has 8 exons. Gene Ontology annotation, biological process: regulation of sodium ion transport.
UACGUGUAGUUAGCCAGAACCGCGAUGUAAAGUUUAUGUUAUGUUCCGGUUGUAGAAUGAACUGGGAAAUUACGACUUCCCAGUUAGAAAACCAACUGUAAUGCCCGACCUAAUCGGAUUGUCCACUGGGAAACUGGGAGAAACUCCAACUACCCUCAGUUACAGCUAGCAAGGCGGACAUCACGUUUCAACAUGACGCUCCUCACACAUAAAAAAUUUGGUGUGGUACUUUAGUCCUCUUCAAAAGGAAAUCUGAGAGCUGAACAUCCAGAGGCUGAACCGCACUGUGUGCGUCUGGUCAUGGACUUACCAUUCAGAAAGCGCGGCACUUGUGCCUGAGGAGAGAACUGGAAAUCCGCUGCUGUUCUCGCUCCAUCGCCAGGCUGAUCGGAGCGGAGGAAGAUGGGCUGCUGCUCCGGAAGAGGCAUACUGGUCCUGCUGUGCUGCGUGCAGCUGAUAACCGCGGUGGAGCGGCAGGUGUUCGACUUCCUGGGCUACCAGUGGGCUCCCAUCAUGGUCAACUUCUUCCAUAUCAUCGCGGUCAUCCUGGGACUUUUCGGGGCCAUCCAGUACCAGUCACGCUACGUCACCAUGUACCUGCUGUGGAUGUUUGUGUGGAUUGGCUGGAACGUCUUUGUGAGUUGUCUCUACCUGGAUUUGGGAGGCCUUUCGAAGGACAGCCACAUCCUCUCCCUGGGAGUUUCCUCACAUUCCUCCUGGUGGAAGGACAACGGGCCGGGAUGUCAGAGCCAGAACCCGCCCUCUGACAGGUGGAGCGAGCACCAGAACCCCCAGCUGGCCUCAGUGCCGAGCUGCUGGCUGCAGUACCAGUACCUGGAGGUUCUGCACUGCGCCGCCCAGCUCCUUCUGUCACUCCUGGGAGUCGUUUGUUCCUGUUAUGCAGUCAGCAGAUUUCCAGAGGAAGAGAGCUAUUACAAAUGACUGUAAGGAACAUCUGUUCAAAGAUGCUGAAAAGAAUCCAGGCAGAAAAGGUCCUCUAAGACCCAAUCAUCAUCUUCAUCAUCUUAAUUUUAGUUGUGAAACCAAAAACCAAGGCAAGAAUUGAAAAAUGUGUCAAGGACAUAAUCUUCCAGUCCUACUCUACGCCUCUUCUCGUCUGUAAAACAUUUAAGAUGAGCUCGAUGAAAGCUCCUGUUUAUAGCUCCGUUUUCCCAAUACUGAGUGUACUGCAUAUUUGUUACCACUAGGUGGCGCAUAGACGUUUCUUCACCUCAAAUGGGUAAAAUGAAGAAGGGGAAUCAUUUCUCUAGAAACAUUUCAUAGAUAACAAAGAUGGUUGAGCUAAGUGCAGCAUUUUUAUUGAACAUUUCAUUUUUGUUGUAAAAAAAAAUGUAUAAAGGAAUGUGUGGUUAACAGUAAAGUAAUAAUAAAAUUAAACAUUUUUGGCUUUUGUUCCCAUAUACUGUGGCUAACUUAUAGAGAAUGAGCUAUAAAAAUUAUGUGAAAUAAUAAAAGCUGUAUCUAGCAAAUGACCGGUCCAAAAAAGUUCCAGAACAGAAUAAAGUGAAAUAAUGUAUCUGUAAUGUGUUAGAAUUAUAAUCUGUACUCAACAUGUGGGUUAGAUUUUGGAGGGAGUGUUUUAAAUGUAUUGCCCCAUUUUGGUUUAGCUCACUAAACCAAAAAACAAAAUGGGGCAAUACUGAAUACUCCCCAACUGAUUGGGGAAAAAUGUGAUUAUUUUUAAUGGACUUUUCAUUGUUUCUUCUUGCUGAUUUUGUUCUUUUAAUUGUUUUCUGCACCUCAAGACCUAAAGUGAAACAAGCCA